ACAAUAUAUAUAUAUAUAUUUUAAAUUAUUUUGAUGUAUUAUUCAUAAUUUAAAUAAAACAAAUAAUUUAUUUAGAAUAUCUUUAAUAACAUUAACUAAAGGUAGAUUUAAAUUAUUCAUUAUUCACUAUUUUAAAAAUAUAGUGAAAAUAUAGUGAAAUAUUAUGAAUCCAUCUUUAUAUUGUAAAUGUUACACAUUAUAUAUAUGAAGUAACCUCUUUUUUAAAUAUAAAAUCAAAAAAAAAAUUUGAAUUUAUAUAUUUAAAAUGUGGACUUUAUUAAAUAAAUUUUAUACAUUUAGACAUAUACACGCAAAUAUAUCUUAUAUAAAAAUAUUAAGGAAAAAUUAUAUAAAAGAUCAUCCUUAUAAAAAUAUUCAUCCUUGGAAAUCAUUAUCAGAAUUUUCAAAUGAUCUUAUAAAUAAUUUAAUUUAUAAUAAAGAUGGAUUAGUAAUAUUAAAUAAACCAUAUGGAAUAAGACGUAAGAAAUUUAAUUCAUUUAAAAGCUUAGAAAAUAAAAUACCUAAUAGUGUUGAUUAUACAUUAGAUGAUGCUUUACCUUAUAUUGCUAAAGAAUUAAAUUAUUCAAAUUUAAAUAUAAUUAAAAGUCCUGAAAUGUACAUGAGUGGUAUUACACUUUUAGCAGCAAAUCCAAAUAUUCAACAUAAAAUAGAAUUUGCAUUUAUUCAUUAUCGCAAAUAUUUCAUAAAUACUUAUUGGAUAGUUACAGUUGGUACACCAAAAGAAUCAAGUAAUAAAUCCUGCGUAGGAAUAAAAUCAAUUUCAAAUCCUCAGUUUAAAAAUAAAAGGCAAAUUCUUAUCACAUCAUGGUCUAAAAAUGAAGAAAAAUUAAAAAAGAUAAAAAUAUUAAGAACACAAUACAAAAUAUUAUCCAAUUCUAUACUUAAUUUAUGUUCUUUAAUUGAACUAAAAUCAUCUUUCCAUAAUAAACAUGCAAUUAGACUAUUUGCAUCAACAUUUUUAUAUUGUCCAAUUUUAGGAGAUAAUCUUUAUGCAUCUCAGAUUCAGAAAGUUGGAAAUACUUAUGUAAGAGUCGAUCCAUUUCUUACUUAUUCUACACGAAAAUUGGAUGAUAAGAUUCUUAAAUUAUUAGGUAUUACACCUAAUAAUCAGAAUAUUAUUCCUACUCAUAUUCAUCUAAGAUCAAUAGUUUUACCAAAGUUUUUUGGAAAAACAUUAAAAAUUGAAGCUCCUUUAAUGCCAUAUUUUGAUUGGACAUAUAAACAACUUGAAUUUAAACAUACAAUACAAAAACAGGAUAUAAAUCACACUUUAUAAAUAUAAUGAUUUAAAUAUAAUUUUUUCAUUAAAUAAAAUAAUAUUUACUGAU
Messenger RNA from Apis cerana (Asiatic honeybee), 1349 nucleotides. RefSeq names its product pseudouridylate synthase RPUSD4, mitochondrial. Gene Ontology annotation, biological process: pseudouridine synthesis. Lineage: Eukaryota; Metazoa; Arthropoda; Insecta; Hymenoptera; Apidae. Gene Ontology annotation, molecular function: pseudouridine synthase activity; RNA binding. The record is from RefSeq and is a predicted model, not a curated record.